Messenger RNA from Galendromus occidentalis (western predatory mite), 1122 nucleotides. RefSeq names its product Dolichyl-phosphate mannosyltransferase subunit 3 (gene Dpm3). The coding region runs from base 97 to 432 and encodes 111 amino acids. Gene Ontology annotation, biological process: GPI anchor biosynthetic process. The record is from RefSeq and is a predicted model, not a curated record. The transcript is spliced from 3 exons. Lineage: Eukaryota; Metazoa; Arthropoda; Arachnida; Mesostigmata; Phytoseiidae. Gene Ontology annotation, cellular component: endoplasmic reticulum membrane; dolichol-phosphate-mannose synthase complex.
CGCCGGGAUGCGGCUAUCCACGUUACAGGAGUGUGGACAUUCGGAUUUCUCCGGUACAUGUUCGCGUAUUGCAAUAAAUUGUUCAAGUAGAUCAGGAUGACGAAACUCCUACAAUGGGUGGUUGCCAGCGGAGUCGUUGCGGCUAUCUGGGGUGCCGUACUCUCACAGUAUUGGUUCAAGUUGACCGAGAGUCAAGAGAGACAAGUUCUAUUGUUCCCCAUAUACUUCAUGGCAUUGUUCGCGCUCUUCGCUGGUACCGUUAUCAUGUGGCGAGUUUUCUCUUUCAACAACUGUGAUACAGCAGCAAGCGAGCUCCGCCAGGAAAUUCAGGAUGCCAAAAUCGAUCUCGAAGCUCGAGGCUUCGUCAUGCACUACGAUGAUGACGAAGAGGACGAUGACGACUACGAUGAAGAAAAUGAGGAUGAUCAAUGAUAGUCUAGCUCACAAGCCUCAGCUCAUAAUAAGUCGAAAGGGAGAGGGAGGCGAUUUCCCAGAGAGGGAGCAUAGUUCGCUGCUGAGCUUCCCAUGUAUAAUUUUGCGCGACAUCUGAUUGCUGUCUCAAGAACACUCGCUCAUUGCGAGAGGGACCUAGUCAAGAGUGACACUCGAUGGAUCUCCAGGACAAUUAGCAUGCCCAAACAGAUUACAUCAGCUGGCGCAAGAGAGCGACGAGAAUCAUGAUGAGUCCAUUAUUCCGAGGACCAAGCUAUAUGUGAUGAAAAUGCUUACAGCAUGGCUUCGAUACGGAAUGCGACCCAGCUUCGAAGCCGGAAUACUCACUCGAGGCAGAAUAUUGGCGGAUCGACGGAAAGUGGUUUCUGUCAGCGAUAGGGAGCGUCGCGCCGGGAACUAUUCGCAGACCGUCGCCCCGGAGCGGAGGAGUUCUCCUCUGGGAAUACUGCUCUGAAGUUCCGUGCAGGUUUUCAAUGACUUCCUGAAUACAAUGUGAAAAUCCUAUCGAGGAUAUGGGGAUACAUGCCCGGAGGGCAAACGGUACCGCGAGCUGGUCUAAGCAAAAAGUUUUUCACGCUUGAUCCCAGGGAGCUGAACAUCUCAGAGAUUCCAUCGGGAAAUCGGAUACAAGAUGAAUAAAGCUCCUCGAUUGAUUAUCACGGUGGUUAA